AUGAAGAGAAAUGAAAUGAGACUAAAACAACAGUUAUGGAGCACCUUAAAUCUUUUCACCCACAACAACGACAUCAUCAUCAAACCUUUACUUUUAUAUCUCUUGCGUUCUUUCUCACAUUCAGAGAGGCUCAACAACAUUCAAGUAAGCAAACGAUUAAGCAAUUUGCGAUGUACAAUGUUUUAUAAGUGGCUUUGCUGCGAGGCUUUAUUUGCUAAACAUAAUAAAACUUCAGCAGAAAUUGAAAAUCACAUGAAGUGGAGCGAAAUAAAUCUCAUAUAG
Molecule: messenger RNA, 282 nt
Organism: Clunio marinus
Lineage: Eukaryota; Metazoa; Arthropoda; Insecta; Diptera; Chironomidae
Source: the annotation of a GenBank genome assembly